CAUAAACAAAUACAAAGUGAAAGGACAUUAGCCUUUGCUAAGAAGCAAAUAGUGUUGUAGUUGGUGGUGUGUUGCUUUGAGGUUGCAUCCUGGACACAUACGGAUUUAAAUCUUUCCGGAAAAUGGGAACUGGAGACCGUCUAUUGGACAUACCAUGCAAAGUCUGCGGGGAUCGAAGUUCCGGAAAACAUUAUGGGAUUUAUAGCUGUGAUGGCUGCUCCGGAUUUUUUAAGAGGAGCAUACACAGGAACAGGAUAUAUACGUGUAAAGCAACUGGAGAUAUGAAAGGACGAUGUCCAGUGGAUAAGACGCAUCGAAAUCAAUGCCGUGCCUGCCGAUUAUCAAAAUGUUUCCAGUCUGCGAUGAAUAAGGAUGCUGUUCAACAUGAGCGCGGACCUCGAAAACCGAAAAUCCCUCACAUGCAGCACGGCUCCAAUCCGCUUCAGCAUCAUAAUCCGCAUCUUCCUAUGUCUCUAGUCACCAAUGUUUCGGCGUCGUUUAACUAUACUUCUCAUAUCUCAGCAGCGGCUCAACGUUCCGGUUUUCAUCCCCAUCAUCCUUCUCAGCUACAUCAUCCCCAUCACAGUCAACCGCCUCCACUGGGUUUUGGGCCUCUACUUCCAGCCGCUCAUCAUAGUCUGAUGGAUACCCCAAAGCAUCCAGAUCAUCCUCAAUCCUUCAUUGAUCUCACUGCCUCGAACAACAACGAUUUUUACAAGCCCUUGCAUCACCUCUCGCCGUCUCCAACGCAUACUAUUCAGAGUAUAUCGAGUGUUGGAGGACCGGCUUCUGAAGAGACAGGAAGCCCUAGACUGAAUGUUGAAACUACCCCGUCAACUACUCCCCCAGCACCGCACAGCGCUAGACAGAAUGGAUUUUUCGAGAUUCUGUUAAAUCCGGACAAAUGCCAGGAGUUCAUCCAGUAUCAGGUUCAUAAUUCAAUAAUGUUUCCGCCCUUGCCCCACUCCCUCAUCGGAAUGGAUUCGAGACUGCUGUCCUGGGAGAUGUUACAGGAGACUACGGCCAGAUUAUUGUUUAUGGCGGUGAGAUGGGUGCGAUGCUUGAUGCCUUUUCAAACUCUAUCAAAGAACGAUCAACAUUUGUUAUUACAGGAGUCAUGGAAAGAGUUAUUCCUUCUCAACCUCGCACAGUGGAGUGUACCCUUAGAUCUAACACCAAUUCUCGAGAGUCCCUUGAUCAAGGAACGAGUCCUUCAAGACGAGGCUACUAUAACAGAAAUGAAAACAAUCCAAGAGAUCCUUUGCCGGUUUCGACAAAUAACUCCGGAUGGAAGUGAAGUUGGUUGCAUGAAGGCCAUUAGUCUUUUCGCUCCCGAGACACCUGGGCUUUGUGAUAUUCAACCUGUUGAAAUGCUCCAGGAUCAAGCUCAAUGCAUCCUUUCUGACCACGUAAGACUCCGAUAUCCGCGUCAGCCUACCCGGUUCGGACGUCUCCUCUUACUGCUUCCUUCUCUCCGCACCAUCAGAGCAUCCACGAUUGAGGCUUUAUUUUUUAAGGAAACCAUCGGCAACGUUGCAAUAGCCCGGCUGCUGCGAGAUAUGUACUCCAUGGAACAAUACGGAUCAAUUGAUAAAUAAUUAUUGUUCCCAGGAACAAUUGGAAAAGGAAAAACAAAUAUCGAUGAAUUUUCAUUUCAUGCCUUCGAAUAUUUUCUUUUUAUUUGCUUCAACCCCCGAGACCGAGCUCUUCCACGAGAAAGCAACGGCAUCGACGUCCCACACGUCCAAUGGUUGGACGACUUCUGCCGAAGGACAUUUCCUACCCUUAUCAGGGCGUUUUCAAUGUUUUGAUUUGUCGCCGAGCUGGUUCGCGAGAAAGAGGAGACGAGUCCGCUACACUUACAAGUAUUGCAUUGUGAAUGGAAGAAAACGCAAGAAGGAGUGAGGAAAAGUUAUCCUUUUUUUCGUGGCGCAGGGCACAGGUAACUGGGAGUAUGGUAGGCGAUUCCUUUUUGAAAGGGUGCCACUGUGUAAUCAGAAAUGGAGUUGAAGAUGAAAAAAUAACUUUGCCGUGAGCGUUUGUAUGUCAUAUGUGUGCGAAGAUGGUGGGAACCACCACAUUGUACUCAGGAUCUGUGUAGUCCUUGCCACUGGAAGCCACUCAGGUGUCUUACGGAUUAAUAUGAUUGCAUUUUUUUUGCGUUUUGGCGGAGUAUUUUGAUAUCAUCAUAGUAAAACCAACCCUUUCCAAGGAAGAUGGAUAGUUGGAGCUACGGAAGAUUUGGUCGCAUGAGUUGCGGUUUUAAUUAUUUAUCCGUGAGGGAUCUCACAUUGAUGCAGCCCCUCUUUAAGGGAGUUACAGAUAAGUGUUCGAAUAUAACAGUUCACCCUUCGUGGUAAAAUAGAGAUAAUCAAAAUGUGUAUAAAUAAAUAAUGAUGAAUUUAUAGCAAGGAUUCAACGCAGUAAUCAAAUGUAUUUAGUUCAAGAAUCUGAAAAAGGACA
Molecule: messenger RNA, 2463 nt
Organism: Hermetia illucens (black soldier fly)
Lineage: Eukaryota; Metazoa; Arthropoda; Insecta; Diptera; Stratiomyidae
Gene: dsf
Product: nuclear receptor subfamily 2 group E member 1
Exons: 5
Coding region: 123-1598 (491 amino acids)
Biological process (GO): anatomical structure development; regulation of transcription by RNA polymerase II; cell differentiation
Molecular function (GO): nuclear receptor activity; RNA polymerase II cis-regulatory region sequence-specific DNA binding; zinc ion binding
Source: RefSeq, a predicted model, not a curated record